CCGACCUGAGCUUCUCCAGAGCUCCCCGCUCUUUUACUGAAAAUCAUUUAGACUGAAAGAAUUCAGUUCUCCGGUAAUUCUAAAGAACGUGCCCUUCGAACAGACAACAACAUCAAAACAUUUGUUUAAAUAUCUAGAUCCACUAUGACCCUCAGGGACUGGGGAUAUCGCCUGCUGCCGGGUCUGAAGUGGCUGCACGGCUACACCGGCCAGGAUGCAGUGGCGGAUCUGAUAGCCGGAGUGACAGUUGGACUCACUGUGCUGCCCCAAGGAUUGGCCUAUGCCACUUUAGCAGGACUACAGCCACAGUAUGGCCUGUACUCGGCCUUUGUGGGCGGCAUCAUAUACGCCAUGCUGGGCAGUUGCCGCCAAGUGACCAUUGGACCCACGGCUCUGCUCGCCCUGAUGACCAGCCGGCACACGGGAUUCGGAUUGGGUUCUGGACCAGCUUACGCGAUACUUUUGUGCCUCAUCUCCGGUAUCGUUGAGCUGGGAAUGGCAGUGCUGAAGCUGGGCGCCCUGGUGGAUCUGAUAUCACUGCCCGUUACCGUGGGAUUCACCUCGGCCACCGCCGUCAUCAUUGGUACAUCGCAGCUAAAGGGUUUGCUGGGUCUGAGUGGUGGAUCCGGCUCUGAUUUUAUUAACACCAUGCGAUCGGUAUUCGGAAAUCUUCACAAUGUGCGACAGGGCGAUUUUACCCUGGGACUGGUUUCCAUCAUUGUUCUGCUGCUGCUAAGGAAACUGAAAGACGUGAAGCUGGACGGGCGAAUCAGGAACUUGCGGACGCAGCAGCUAAUCAGCGGUAGCAUCUGGGUCAUAGCCACCGGACGUAAUGCUCUGGUAGUCCUGGUAACCAGUGCGCUGGCCUACAGCACCUGCGAGCAAAUGGACAGCUGUCCGUACAUCCUCACCGGAAAGGUCAAGAGUGGUCUGCCCAACGUGUCGCUGCCCAAGUUCGAGACCACAAUUCUGGACAGAAAUGGCACUGAGAUCACACAGAACUUUGAACAGAUGCUCUCGGAGUUGGGUCCAUCCAUGAUAAUACUGCCCAUUAUUGCUGUGCUCGGCAAUGUUGCUAUUUCAAAGGCAUUCGGAGGAGCUGGACUGAGUCCCACGCGGGAACUGGUUGCCCUAUCCAUAAGUAAUAUCUGUGGCGCCUUCUGCAGCUCCAUGCCGGUGACAGGAUCCUUCUCUCGGAGUGCUGUCAACCACGCGAGUGGAGUUAGGACUCCCCUUGGAGGAUGCUACACGAGCAUACUGGUUCUCCUGGCCCUGGGUCUGCUGGCUCCUUACUUCCAGUACAUCCCAAAGGCUGCUCUCAGUGCGGUGAUCAUUUCGGCGGUGAUAUUCAUGAUAGAAUUCGAGGUGAUCAAACCGCUGUGGCGGUGCAGUCGACGAGAACUGCUCCCAGGUGCCAUUACUUUUGUGAUGAGCCUGGCGGUGGGUGUCGAAAUCGGUCUUCUCCUGGGCGUGAGUUCCGAUGUGGCCUUCUUGGUUUACCGAGCCGCUCGACCCGUUCUGAGUGUCUCCAAACUGCAGACUACCAAUGGUAUCAACUACAUUUUGAUCCGUCCCAAGCAUAGUUCACUGUACUUCCCGGCCAUCGAAUGGGUUCGCUCGGGAAUCUCUAAGGCCCUGACCACGCACGGAACCGCUCCUGUGGUCCUGGAUUGCGCUCAUGUCCAUGAUUUCGAUUUCACGGCCGCUCGAGGAAUGGGAUCGCUGCAAAAAGAGCUCGCCAAGGCGAAUGUGCCUUUAUUCCUAAUGAGUGCCGAUAAGGACAUUGGUGUUAUCCUCAAGGAGUCAACCAAUAUUGAUUUCCCCACGAUAGACUGCCCCGAUGAUUUGGAAUACCUGUUGGACCAAACUCCCGACUAUGUUCUGCAUUUGCAGAUCUCGGCACCGCUUGUCGAUUCGCGUCUAGGACAUCGCGAUUCGGGAGAACCCACUGAACUGAGUAAACUUAAUGGAAAAUCCACUUAGAUAACAGAAGGCUCUUAUUGGAGCACAUCAGGAUAUUGUUGAUUUUAAAAGUACUUAAGUAUACGUUGCGGCACAAAAUCUUAUUUAUGGCAAAUGCAGCCCGAAAAUCGUUUAUUGAAAUGCUAUAAUACUUUAAAGUAUAUGAAGCUCUCUAAACUUCCUCUAGUAUUUAACUCGAGACACAUUUCAUUUCCAACUGUUCCAUUCCUAAGUUAAACUCUGCCCUCGAAUAGGUUAAGUUUAAAAUGUAAAUACAUCUAAAUAAGGUUUCUAUAAUUGUUUUACAUUUUGUUAAUACUAAAUUUUAAAUAUGUGUUCUGAAAUGGAAAAAUAUUAUUAUAAUCAGUUCGAUGAAAUUAGAUGUGUCUAUUUUGGCAUAUUUUGUGUAUAUUUUUAUAACUAUAAUAAUAAUUUAUUAAAAACCAG
Drosophila suzukii is the source of this 2409-nucleotide messenger RNA. NCBI's taxonomy places the organism in Eukaryota, Metazoa, Arthropoda, Insecta, Diptera, Drosophilidae. The record is from RefSeq and is a predicted model, not a curated record.